UAUGUUGUUUUCAACACUACCUGGUCACAAGUACGGUUUGUUUUGCGCCGGCUUUUAAAGAUUUUUUUUUGGCUGAAAUGAGUGACAAUUCUUCAAGUACUACAGUCAAAUUGGAGGAUAACUUUUUGCGCCAGAAAGUACGGGAGUAUGCGCGUCGGCAACGCCAAGAACUGCGUACAAGUGCUACAGAUGCGUUGCGUUUUGGGUUGGGAAAAAUAAAGGAAGAAAUUAAGGAGAUCGAACACCUCUCAGUUAAGGAUGUGAAUGGUUUGGUGGCGCGCAUCAAGCGUCGAAAACAUGCCACGUCGGACGAUAUGUAUCGUUUAUCUUAUGCUUUCCUUCAGGGCAAUGAAAACAUCAACGCAUUUGCUGAUAAGCAGGGCGCUGUGCAGGUGCUGGUAAAAGAACUCACAGGUACAGAUCUGACACGUAGAUUUGAUGCCGCCGAAUGCUUUUGCAACUUUUCGUUGGGAGAAGCGCAUGUCUGCGAAAAGAUUGCCACAUUGGCAGGUACCUAUCUGGUCACUUAUAUGGACAUCAAAGAGCCUCGCUUGAAACGUAGCUGUCUAUGGACAUUGGCCAAUAUUUUGUCUACAAGCAACAAAGCGACCACGACCCUGCUUCAGAUGCAGCUUGUGCCAAAGCUCUGGAAGUUAUAUACUGCACCUGCCGAUGAUCUGAAUGUUUAUCAAGAAGAUGCUGCCAUUUGCUUAUAUCUGAUAGCGACAUCUGCUGCUGAUUUGCUAAGUUCCGAGGACCGUCGCUAUAUUGCUGAGCACGUGCAUGAGAAGUGUGCCUCCGGACCGGCAUCUGAAUAUUACAUGUACAUCAUAUUUCAAACGGAAAUUUUGAGACUGGAGCAAGAAUUGUGCUUGCGAAAUUCUAAAAACCUGUUGAGUUUUGUAGAGACGUGUCUGCAGGGCGAUUUUAAGACUCCAACAGAAAAGUUUAAAGUUAUUUAUGCUGUACGUGUAUUUACCAACAUUGUGGCCACAUUUACAUGCAUUGACAAUGCUAAGUUAAUUAAGAAUUUAGUGGAAACAUUGAACAGGCUCUUUGCUUUACAAGAUGAAAGUUUAACGAUGGAUUUAUUGCGCUUGGUUAAAAAUAUAAUGAAUUUACAGCAAUCGGACAAAUUGCUGGACCAUUUGCAAGUCCAUGCCUUCGGCUCAAUGCAACUAUAUAUUUAAACCUAUGUGUAUAAAACUACAAUUUUUGCUUGGUGAGUUGUAUUUUUUUCUUUUAUUCGUAUGAUAACGAUUUAGUUGCCAUUGAUUGAAUAUGUUGCAUACAUGCAGACGAGCAAAAACUACAAAUGAACAAUUGAAAAGGUAUACAUACAUACGUUCACAAACACAUGAAGUGAUAGACUUAAACCUAAACAUACAUAAAUU
Messenger RNA from Scaptodrosophila lebanonensis, 1394 nucleotides. RefSeq lists its product as uncharacterized. NCBI's taxonomy places the organism in Eukaryota, Metazoa, Arthropoda, Insecta, Diptera, Drosophilidae. Bases 78 to 1190 code for a protein of 370 amino acids. The record is from RefSeq and is a predicted model, not a curated record. The transcript is spliced from 2 exons.